Molecule: messenger RNA, 3239 nt
Organism: Morone saxatilis (striped sea-bass)
Lineage: Eukaryota; Metazoa; Chordata; Actinopteri; Moronidae
Gene: clpxb
Product: caseinolytic mitochondrial matrix peptidase chaperone subunit Xb
Exons: 14
Coding region: 1-1878 (625 amino acids)
Biological process (GO): proteolysis; protein catabolic process; protein folding
Cellular component (GO): mitochondrial matrix
Molecular function (GO): ATP-dependent protein folding chaperone; zinc ion binding; ATP binding
Source: RefSeq, a predicted model, not a curated record
AUGCCGAAUUACCGACUGAGCAAAGCAGGAAUCAGAAGGGAUGUUGCUGUUGUUACAGGAUUGUCCUGCUCCCGGAUCCAGUUGUUUUCUCUGAGCCGUCAGGGGUCUCGGGAAACUCAUUUACCUCCUCGGGUACGGGUGAGGUCGUUUUCAGAGACGGCUGUCUGCUAUGCCUCUAAAGAUGGGACAACAAAAGACGGUGGAAGUGAUGGUGGGAAGAAAAGCAUCAGUGAGGGGAAGAGACUAUCUGGCUCCGGAGGAUCGGGCAAAGGGGGAAGCCAGCUACGCUGCCCUAAAUGUGGAGAUCCCUGCACACAUGUAGAGACAUUUGUAUCAUCAACACGCUUUGUCAAAUGUGAGAAAUGCCAUCACUUCUUCGUGGUUCUCUCUGAAACGGACUCUAAGAAGGGGCUAAACAAAGAGCCAGAAUCUGCUGCGGAGGCAGUGAAAAUGGCAUUUGCACAGAAACCUCCACCUCCCCCUAAGAAGAUAUAUGCUUACCUCGACAAGUACGUUGUGGGCCAGUCUUAUGCAAAAAAGGUGUUAGCCGUUGCAGUGUACAAUCACUACAAGCGGAUCUACAACAACAUCCCUGCUGGGAGUCGACAGCAGGUUGAGGUGGAAAAACAGCCGUCUCUAACACCUCGUGAGCUAGAGAUGAGAAGACGAGAGGAUGAGUACAGAUUCACAAAGCUGCUGCAGAUUGCGGGGAUCAGUCCACAUGGAAAUGCUCUGGGGGCGUCCAUGCAGCAACAGGCGAGUCAGCAGGCACCUCAGGAGAGGAGGGGCGGGGAGGUCCUGGACUCCACACACACUGAAAUUAAACUGGAGAAGAGCAACAUCAUACUUCUAGGUCCAACUGGUUCAGGAAAAACAUUGUUGGCGCAGACUCUGGCACGUUGUCUGGAUGUUCCCUUUGCAAUUUGUGAUUGCACCACACUAACUCAAGCUGGAUACGUGGGUGAAGACAUCGAGUCAGUUAUUGCCAAACUGCUGCAAGAUGCCAACUACUCAGUGGAUAAAGCACAGCAAGGUAUUGUGUUUCUGGACGAGGUUGAUAAGAUUGGCAGUGUGCCUGGAAUCCAUCAGCUGAGAGAUGUAGGAGGAGAGGGAGUCCAGCAGGGGUUGCUUAAACUCUUGGAGGGCACAAUCGUCAAUGUUCCAGAGAAAAACUCCAGGAAACUGAGAGGAGAAACGGUGCAGGUAGACACAACAAACAUCCUGUUUGUUGCAUCUGGUGCCUUCAAUGGACUCGAUAGAAUCAUUAGCAGAAGAAAGAAUGAAAAGUAUUUGGGUUUUGGAACUCCCUCCAACAUGGGGAAAGGGCGCCGUGCAGCGGCCGCUGCAGACUUGGCCAACACCAGCGGUGAGACGGACACAGUGGCAGAGAUAGAAGAGAAGGACAGGCUGCUGAAGCAUGUCGAGGCCAGGGACCUGAUUGAGUUUGGAAUGAUCCCGGAGUUUGUUGGCCGGCUGCCUGUGGUCGUUCCUCUGCACAGCCUGGAUGAAGAAACGCUGGUCAGAAUCUUGACUGAACCACGCAACGCUGUGGUGCCCCAGUACCAGGCUCUGUUCAGCAUGGACAAAUGUGAACUUCAUGUGAAUAAAGAUGCCUUGAGGGCCAUAGCCAGGAUGGCCCUGGAGAGAAAAACUGGAGCUCGUGGGCUCAGAUCUAUCAUGGAAAAGCUCCUUCUAGAGCCAAUGUUCGAGGUACCACACUCUGAUAUCAUGGCUGUUGAGCUGGACAAAGAUGUUGUCCAAGGAAAAUCACAACCCAGAUAUGUCAGAGCUCCAGCCAAGGAGUCUGCGGAGGAGGAAUAUGACUCGGGCAUCGAAGAGGAGAACUGGCCUCGGCAGGCAGACGCUGCUAACAACUGAACAUCACUCAUUUCAUCUAAAGACGGUCUCUGAAAUCAUUAGAUUACUAUGAACCUUUGGAUACCAUCUCUGGGUUUUAUGAUAGCCCCCCCGACAAACAAGCUGAGGACAUUGUAUUAGAGGUAAUGAAGCCAGGUGGCUCUCACUGAUGAGUGUUUUCAUAAUGAACAAGUAAAGAGAGUGUAACAACCUUUGGUCCUGUGCAUCAGAUGUUAAUUCUCUAGCGGUGCACUCGCAGGGUGGACCUUUAAUGAAAUAUUUCAAUCUCUGGGGAUUGUUAACAUUUUUAUCUAUAUAAAGAUAAUGCAAUUUUAUUCAUGAAAGGAUUUGUAUCUAGUUAAUUUGUUUUCUCUCUUUGUGGUGAUGGGCUGUCAUGGCAAGGGAAGCAAAUGGAAGUUAUGGGAUCAUACUGUACACUUAAAAAUGUGGUGCGCUGAGAAAGUGUAGACGAGAAGUUACCUUGGCAAGUAAUGCCUUAUACCAUAGAGGCAUAAUAUUCCAUGAGCACAUCAGUACUUUGAUGUUUUCUUCUUUACCACCAUUAUUUAAUGGUGUCCACAGUAAUAAUCGGGGCUGUAAAUGUUGAGCUACACUGCUUCAGUAGCAUUUGUAAGCAGUUUAUAUGACAUGACCUCUAAUUAGGAGAACACAUUGUGACGUGUAACGCACCAGCACACUAAACAUAGCUGGUGAAAGAAUAAUGGUGACCUUUUUAAACAGCCAGACUGGUUAUUUUCAGUGUUUUGCUUCCUCUUCUAGCCCCACUCUUUAGGGAAUGUAUAUGUUUACCUACAGACCUCGAACAGGGGGCUCUGUCUCACAAAGCAGGAUUAGUUUGUUAGCCAGGAAGUGUUUUGUUUGGAGUAACUCUCCUCAAAUGUACAUGACUGAAUCAUAUUCAUAAACCGGACAUUGAAGCUUCAUUGUCCAGAUUCAAAUCAUAAUCGGACAGAGCAUCUCUGUCUCAACUCUAAACUUGCUUUGUCAGACGUCCUCAGAACAGCACAGCUAUUUUUAUUUUCUUUGUGCGUAUCUCAGCGUUGGAAAGCCGCCUCACCUUUAGUGAUGUUAUAUCCUGUUACUAAAUGGUACCUCAAUACACACGUUAGUAGUCAAGCCUCCACCGAAAAUGCUCUCCGACUGAACUGUACUCUUUACAAUGCUGUUUGUGCUAUAAAAUGAGAUUAAACUAGAUCUGUUCUCCUUUUUGCUUUAAGUUUCCUUUUCUUUUAGUGAAGUUUAAAAACUGCUUUCUGUUUCCAGAGGCCUGUUACAGAACCUGUAAACCCCCAAGUUUGUGAUUCUUAAAUUUACUGUGAUUGUUUAAAAUCUAUAAAUAAAAUGUAUAUCUCUGUACAGAA